UCGGGGCGGGCCAGGGAGCACAGGCGGAGCGCUGCCCGCGGGCGCCAGUAAAAUUGCCAUUUUUAUGGAGCAGGCUUCCAAACAGCCAGUGGACUUAUGCCUUCUGGAAUCAAAGAGGCCUGACAGGAGAGUACCUGUUGUGUGGGAAUGCGUGCUAGCUGGGCUGGCAGCAGCAAUGCUGGCAAGCACUAGCAUUGCAAGGUAAGGAACUAUACAUCACCAUGAGCUUAUUUCAUAGAGAGGCUGUAGCACACUUGAUCGGGAGAUGUUAAGUCUCCCAUCUGAAGAAGCCUUGGUUUGAUUCUUUUCUACCGCUAAGGUUAGAGAAUGUAUUUGCUCCACCACUUCUAAGUUUAUGGUGUGUGAGGGACAGAGGUGAAAAGUUCUUUCUCUGGAUAUUGAUGUGGUAUCUUCUUAAGGCAUCGUGACAUCCCAGGCCUACUGGCAGCACAGGAUAUGGAGGCUCUUGAAGUUGAUGAUGUUAGCCCUGCCUUGGAAGUGACUGAAGACUUUUUCAAUAGUUUUGAUACUAAGCUUGAAAAGAUUGCAGAGCCUUCUGAGGUGUACUGUGUUCAGGAGGUCCCUGAACUGGUGGGACACGAGGUAUUUGAUCAGAUAACAGAGACCAGGAAUCUAAGGAACGUCACCUCCGUAGCCAAAAGUAGCCUCAUCUGGGAUCACUGCAAAAAUGGCCUCUUGGAAACCAAAGCUCAGACAACAUUCCCUGCCAAAAACCAGUGUGUGGUGCAGAGGGGAACAGCUGCUGAAAACCUUGCUUGGGCAGGGGAAGGGGAGACUCCAGCUUUUAACGUCUUCAACAUCUGCCAGCAGAGGAGAGACAGGCCUCGCUCAGUGAAUGACAUCCUGGUGCAGAAUGAGGAAGCCUCCACGUUCAGGCCAGGACACAGCAGGUCACGCUCUGACAUCAGCCAUGUAAACUGGAGAGUGAUCUUCACAGACACCUCUCUGCAGCAGCCACCUGCGCCUGGUCAGGACAAUAACUGCACUCUGCUGUCUUACCUGGCGUUAGCCAAGGGAGAAGACAUCCAGGGAAACACAGAACAUAAGCCAAUGUUUCCAAAUAUUCUGAAGAAGGGAUACUUAGAAAUUAGAAGAGACAAUGACAGCUGCUGGCAAACCUGUUACGCUGAACUCUCCUUGUACAAACUGUACUUGUUUUGCUUGGACAGCAGUGGCAACCAGAAUCUUCCCACCGUGUAUCCGCUCCUGCAUUUUCAAAGGGUCACUGUUAGCGGUUGCAUUGAAACCAGGGUGGUGGACACUGUCCUGUCAGACAACUCGCAGCUACAGCUCAAGGCAGAGUCUGCAUGGGAGGCUUUGGACUGGGGGCAGAAACUCUGGCAAGCAGUGCGUGCUUCUGUGCCCACUUUCACAAGACAGCAGGAGAAGCUGGAGAAUGUGCCAAAGCCUGAAAAUAAUAGUGACCUUUCUCAAACCAAUGGAUUGUUGGAGAAGCCUAUGGAACUCUUCCUAGCCAUGAAUUUGACUGAAAACACUAAAGAGUACCAAAAUAUUCUCAAGUCAGGGACUCUUUAUAGGUUAACUGUCCAGAAUAACUGGAAAGCAUUUACUUUUGUCUUGAACAGGUCUUAUCUCAUGGCAUUUCAACUGGGUAGGCUUGAUGAAGAUCCUCUGCUGAGCUACAAUGUCAAUGUCUGCUUCUCGGUCCAGACAGAUACUCAGGAUGGCUGUGACUCUUGCUUUCAGGUCAUUUUUCCUCAAGAUGUCCUUCGCCUGCGUGCAGAGACCCGUCAGAGGGCCCAGGAGUGGAUGGAGGCACUGAGAACAGCAGCCAAUGCUACUAGAAGUUUAACUCAGAACCCACAGGUCACACUUAGGAACAAACCUGGAGAUCAACCCUUUAGAAAUGAUCUUCAUAAAAGUAAACGCCAGUCUGUGACCACCAGCUUCCUGAGCAUCCUGACCACGCUAUCUCUAGAGAGAGGGCUCACAGCUCAAAGUUUCAAGUGUGCAGGCUGUCAGCGCUCCAUAGGCUUGUCCAAUGGGAAAGCCAAAGUGUGCAGCUACAGUGGAUGGUAUUACUGCAGCACCUGCCAUGUGGAUGACAGCUUCCUCAUCCCUGCACGGCUAGUUCAUAAUUGGGACACUUCUAAAUACAAGGUAUCAAAGCAAGCCAAAGAGUUUCUGGAAUAUGUUUAUGAGGAGCCAUUAAUUGAUAUACAGCAGGAAAAUCCCAUGUUGUACAAGCAUGCUGAACCACUGGCAACUGUUGUCCGCCUGAGACAGCAGCUAAAAUCUCUCCGAGCCUAUUUGUUCAGCUGCAGAGCAGCAGUGGCUGAAGAUCUGCGUAGAAGGACCUUUCCCAGAGAGUAUCUUCUCCAGCACAUCCAUCUUUAUUCUCUCGCAGACCUUCAGCAGGUUAUUGAAGGAAAGCUGGCUCCUUUCUUGGGGAAGGUGAUCAAGUUUGCCACCUCUCAUGUGUACAGUUGCACUCUUUGUAGUCAAAAGGGUUUCAUCUGUGAGAUCUGCAACAAUGGAGAAAUCCUUUACCCCUUUGAGGACAUUUCUACAAGCAGGUGUGAAUGCUGUGGUGCUGUCUUCCACUCUGAGUGCAAAGUGAAGGCCGUACCAUGCCCCAGGUGUGUGCGUAAAGAAUUGCAGAAGAAGCAGAAAUCCUUCUGGAGGCGACUGAAUAUGGAUGAAAACUUUGAAGAGUCUUGCAAUACGUUUGAGCUGUCUUAUCAGAACACAUGAGUUCCUUAAGGCAGUGGCCAGCUUUAAGAAAAUCCCUUUUCCAGCUGCCAGCUCAAGCAACUUCUCAACUAGGCAGAUUUUUUUUGCAAAAUAAUAUUUGACCUUCUUCAUGUGUGAAUAGCAACUGCCAAAGUGGCCAUAAAGCCCUGUUGGCUUUGAAAUACCAGUGGCUAAACUGCAUUUUGCAUUGAUGUCCAGCUGUUAGCUCUCAUACAAAAUGUGGUUUAUUUGAAAUGCUUUAGGACUAGCUAAUUAAGCACCCAACUUUUUCUUUUCCACCUCUGGGGAAGACUUCUUCUCAAGGCAGAAACUACUUGCUGCCAUGACCACGUUAUUUUUUAUGGUAUUCAUUUAGAAUUGAUGAAUCAUCUACUUAUUUAUGUGUAUUAUUUAUUUAUUAUUAGCCUCAGCAGAGGUUCUGGUGAAGUGUUUCACAGAACUCAGUAGUGCAGCAAUGAUUUUAAACCUAUGUGCUCUGCUGAUGCAGACCUGUGGUUCCAUUUCCUCAUUUUUCCAGAGAGCUAUUUUUAAAAGAUCAAUGCAUUUAGACAUCACCUCCUGCUUGAGGAAAGAAUCUCACAUUGAACCUUAUUUGGGGUGCUUGCAAAUGUAAAACACAAUAAUUCCUUCAGCUGUGUUUAUAUAUUUUUAACCACUUCAGUGGAGGCUAUACGCAGAUAAGCAGGGGACUUGCUACUGGUUUUGUUCAGGUUGGAUGUAUUUGUUAAGCUCUGUCACUGAAAUCCAUGGAGUGACAUGCAACUGUGUGAGGCCAUGUCAUCAUGUCCAAUAAUGUCAUGUUGGUUCUGACUUCCUACUAGUCUCAUGUUUUAAGACAUUUUAAAUGUCCUCCAACCUGAACUUGUUAAGACUGAUAGUUAGGAAAGCAGUCUUGCCCAUGUUAGUUAGAAAAUACUUUAAAAACUGAGAAACACUAGUUUACUCUGUUCAUGUGCAACUUGUGUCCUUCACUCUCUGUGAGCUCUAAGGGAUUUUGUACUUCUGCAGUGACUUCUGUGGUGGAGAGUGAAGUUCCUCAAGUUAUAGUUCUGCUCCACACACCUGGAAUACAGAGAAGUAUUAAACAAUAUAUUGUGAAUUAAACAUAUUAAACAUAUAUUAAACAUAAUUAAACAUAUAUUGUGAAUUACAUAUAUUGCAAAGGGGAGUCCAUGAUGGAUUUAACUGGGGAGAUGUGUGUGGUCACUGGCAAUAUGAUUAAUACAUUGUGGCUUCACCUCCAGUGAGUUCUUGGAGAUCAUCCUCAUUCCAGUCCACAUUGUUAACACUUUCUCCAGACCCUGCAGUAGUAUAUGUACUACAUACAUUUGAAAGCAUUCACAUAUGUAUACACACACACAUCUAUAUAAAGAAAGCAAAUAUGCUUUCCAGUGAAAAAAACCAGUCACAUGCAUGUCUGUCUUUCCUCUCCUCUCGCAUAGGUUUGUGAAAAUGCAGAAUACUGAUCUUCAAUCUGCAGGCUGUUGUAUUCAAGGCAGAAAGCAGUCUUCAUCAUAGAAGCACCUCACUAAUUUUAAAAGUAUUUUAAAUUUAUCAUGCCUCCAUUAAAAGGGAAAAUGCUACAACGAAUUGCCUUGUACUGGAGUAUAAGUGGUUGCCCUUUCCAGCCUUCAUUCAAGGAAAGUAGCUGAGUCUGAGCUUUCUCAAAUUUGAGUUAUCAACUCUAUCUAUAUAUAUAAAAGCAUGUUUAUAUCUGUGUACAUUAGACAACCAGUGCCUUUCUUUUUCAGGAGUCCAUCCUUCUCUCAGUGGGAUUUUUUGGAAGGAAGUGAGAAUUUUUCCAUGUUCUUGGCAAAGUAGUAUAGGGAUUCCCAUAUUUAAUAAACCUGAGUCAUGCACCUUUGUCACUAAAAUUAAUACUUCCCCUGCACAGUGGUGUCUCUGUCUCAGCUCACUGUUCCUCAUGUGGAAUGAGUUGCUUUCAGCUGUCAUCCUUAAAGACAGAAUGUUUCUUCCAAGUCCAUUCCCACGUGAAGAAUUCUCUGCAUGUUCACAAAUGCAAACACUGGGGAAGUAUUGUGGAAUUAGUCACGCAAACAGGAACUGCAGUGGUAAUGGCUGAAUAAACAGUACACUCCCAUGUUUUUAAGCAUGUGUCACUACAAAUAGUACUGUGGCAAAACCAGUAGCUCUGAAACUGUCAGUAUCUGGCAGGUAGUAUUUUCAGUUAGCUCUAAACAUAAUGGUCAGUCAUUAAAGAAAAAAAAGAUAGUGUUCUUUGUAUCAUUGUGCUCUGUUAUUUAAGAUACAGCACUGGUUCGUGUCCAGCUCAGUUUAGCGAAGGCUGUUUGUGUGCUCUAACAAUAACCCCAAAGAAUCAAGGUUCAGACAGUGAAAACUGUUAGUUACUUUGACUGAUGUCUUGAUCUCCAAAGUACCAAUCAUGAGGGUGGUUAGAUAUUCUAGGUGAAUUCUGGAAUAACAACAUAGGCAGCAAUGGAGUUACUUUGAGUUUGUACAGGUAUCACAGAACAGUUUCUUUGUUAACAGAGAUUUACAGAAAAAGAUUGAAUGUUAUUGGCAAAAUGGCUGGAAUUAGUCCCGGGUCUGGAACCACUGCCAUUACUAAUGGCAAAGAGGACAAGAGUGUCAUUACUGUCUGCUGGCAGCACCUGAAGGUUACCGUACAACGCAGAUCAGAUCCAUUUCUUUGAAAUACAGUAUCAGUGUAAACAAGCCAGUUGCUAAAAUGGUUAUGUGUUCACUUCUGCUUUGGAAAAGUAAUGUACCUUGUCACGUUAGCUGUAGGAGCAGAAGACGCUUCCUCUCGGGGAUGCCUAGCUCCUAUCCAAAAAAAAGUUAUUCCAUGUGAAUGGGUAAGAUAAAGUCUUCUGUCACCACCUUUCAUAAGAGUAAUGAAAAGCUCGAUCCUGCCUUUGGAAGGUGCAGAUGCAGGAGGAACAAGCCCUGUUCAUUUUCAGGACUGCAAGGCAAAGGAAUAAACUGAAACUCCUGCUCACAUUACUAAUUUUCAAAAGACCCCCACCCUACAAAGGACAGUUUUCCUACAAGAACCAUCUGCUAGCAGGAAACUUAGGCUGGCAUUCUGUAGGUGGUUUGGAUUUUGGAGAAUGCUGUACCCUCACGUAGUUGUCUCUGCUCUAACGCCUGUGCUGCAUGCUGGUCCCCACUGCUACUCCUUUCCCAUUCUGCAGCCCAUAGCCUGCACGUGGCUCUGCUCUGCAGACUCCUGGGUGGGCAUCAGCUAGAAAAGUACCUGACAUCUUUCCAGAUUACACAACUCUACUCACACACAGAGAUGAAGUUAUAUAUUAGUAGUCCUAGUCUUGUCCUACCCAUGCAUGAAAAAAAUUGGAACAGUAGCAUUUCAUUGUGAAUCAAGAAUAAAAAUGUUUGUCUCCGUCACAGAGAAGGUGCUUUCAUAGCUGAUGGAGGCAAAAUUGAUCUGUACAUUCAGUUACUGCUUUUCCUUGUACAGAACUUGUAAUCAGUAUAGAAAUAGGGUUCUUCACUGCAGUGGACUAUAACCCAACCCCAUAUAACUACUUAGAAACUGCUCGUCUAAUUUUAGUUAGUCUGUGGUUGUUUUAAUCUCAGAUGCUGUAGAGAUCCUUAUUCAAUUCUCUUUUACUCUUUACCCUAACCCUCUAGCUUUCCUUUAAUGGGAGGAAGGACCUAUCUAGGGGAUACAAAAUCCAGCUUUUCUUUUUAAUAUUAUCAACCUAUAAAAUGAGGAAUUUGGACCUCUCGUGUUUCCUUUUUUUCUGCUGUCUCAGGUGGUGAAAAAUGAUGGUUUUGUGAUGUGGCAUAAUACUGUGGCUGGCACAUACCCAUAUGAACUCAUUGCUGGGAUGAUGGGAAUUGGCAGUUGUGAAAGUGAGAGGAGGUACUUUUUGUUGAGGAACUUGAGUUUUUCACAAUACUCCACAGCAGGCUGUUUGUUAGGAGUGAAUCAUCAGGGCACCUCUAGAGCUCCUCUUGUCAAAGCUUCCCUUAAUAUGAGGAUACUGCAUGUAUUAGAACAGAUUGAUGAUAAUGUCCUGAAAGACUUAAAAAAACCCCACAGGAUGACUGCUUACAAUGAAGUGGGAAAGCAGCACAGUUUUGCUUUUUCCCUAUAGCAAGAGAAGCCACUAAGUUUCCAGGGCUUCCCAAGGUCAUGGCCUCAAUGGCAGCCAACUGUUGAUCUGUAUAAAGUAGAUGUAAUCAAAUAAUCAUCAUAAUCUUCUCUCUUUUUCUUCUGCUCAGCUGCCAGCCAAUCCCCUUUCUCUCUCACUGUCUCUGUCCCUGUCCCUGCCUUUUUGCAAGGUGCUGAGCUUACAGCUACACUUUGAGCCAAUUGUGUUGCUUUUGAACCAGUCGAGUCUGGUCAUUUUCUCCUUCAUAAUUUGCCUUCCAGUUUUCCCUUGCCAGUAGAGUGCCUUACAGUACUGUAUAUUAGUAUAUCUAUCUUCCUAUUUUGGAUUUCCUGAUUGAAUCUGCUGUUUGAUUAACUUGUAGGCUUAAACUGAAACUCUCCUGUGGCUGCACAUGCUCUGUGGUAGGGGCAGCUGAGUAGAUCAGUUUGCUUGUUCUGUGCUCAUGAACAAAGCCUGUAUAUACCAGCUCUGAAGACACCAGGCUACGUGGAAACUCCUCACUUUUGCUCAAUUUGGUGCCUUACAUUUUCAAAAGUAAAGAAUUUUGUCAGGAAUGCUCUGCCAUGAUGCAGUGUGUUUGGCAUUGGAGCUCGAAACCCUUGCUCGUGACAGUUUCCAUCUUACUGAGUGCUGAUGACAAAACUCAUAUACUGUCUAUGCUUUUAGAGGGAAAUAGGAAAAAGAAUGGCAUGGAGAUGGUGUUGGUUUUUACUACCUGUGUUUUGGAGGCUAUCUGGGCUUUUCUUCAGCCAGAAAGGCAGUUGUGCUUAUGUGAGACCUUCAGGAGCUGUGCGUAUAAAGGCAAGCAUGGCGCAUUAGAACAGGGUUAGGUCAUGUGCAGUUUGGCUACUUCUGGAAGCAGUGGGUAGCGUGUGCCAUGUGGUGAGGGGCUCCCAGCCAGUACUCCCGGUCCAUGUGCCCAGCUGGGUUCAGUGCUGUUGACAUGAAGGCAUUUUCUCAAAGCUUGGCUUUAAUGCAGCCUGGUUCCCUGAAGGGUAACCCAGGGUUUAGUCAGCAUUACCUUACAGAGAAGGUUAACCUGCUUAAAUUUUAGCAUUAUGUGUCUAACUCUUACAGCGUAUGCCAGUCCUGGGCACAUGUCCGUACUGACUGUGAUCUUUUACACUCACUUUCAACACCAGUAGCAGGAAUCCCAUUUGACAGUGGCAGUGCCCUUGCUGCAUAUUAGUGGUGUAGUGGAGAGACAGCCUGGAUGGUAAUGUGCAAAGUCUUUCUUUACUUGAAAGCCCUGGUGUGCACACACUGAAUUGAGUCAUAUCUUAAAAUGCCGGUUUUGUCCACAUUCCUUAGGGUGGCCAUUAAUCCAAAUCGUAACGAUGCUACUUGUGGGCAACAUCAGAGAAAUCCAGGCCUGAAAAGCAAUCAGCUGUCUAGGACUAAAGUGUAUGAGGCCUCAUCUAUGUGCCCAAGUGUCAGUGGCUUAAUUAUUUAUCUGUCUAAUCCACGUGUUAAACCAAUCUAAAUCUUUGAAUACGCAGCAUUGUUUUGGUGGAAGAAGGAUUGCAGUUUUGCUAAUGCACUUAUCUACAAAAUUGAUCCUGCUUAAACUAAAAUGUGCUUUCAGACUGAUUUUUAAUGGCAUUGAUACUAAGUUAGUUUAUACCAGUCCCAUUGGUACUUGAGCUAAGCAAAAGUAAGAAUUUGUGAGCAAAAAUGUGUGUUUGAAGGGCUUUAAGUGAUAAAGGCAGCUUCCAACUGGAGUUCAGGCCAGCCAAAUGCAGCUGAGAGGUGGGGGGAGCCAGGCAUGCACAGCGGGGCACAGGGGCCGGUGCUGCCCCCGGCAGCCUAUGCCUUCCUCCCACCCCAGCACCAGCUCACCUGCAGCACUUCCAGUGGGUCUUGGCAUCACUGGCAGCACAUCCUGUAUUUUUGGAAAACCAUUAAAUGUGUGUGCUACUCUGUUAACUUAUUUGCAAUGUCAUUAUGUCUCUUUCAUUGUUCUUGUGUUUGCAUUGU
This is a messenger RNA of Colius striatus (speckled mousebird), 8834 nucleotides long. RefSeq names its product pleckstrin homology domain containing M3 (gene PLEKHM3). The record is from RefSeq and is a predicted model, not a curated record. Lineage: Eukaryota; Metazoa; Chordata; Aves; Coliiformes; Coliidae. Bases 457 to 2736 code for a protein of 759 amino acids. The transcript has 9 exons.